CAGAGUUCCAAGUUUGCUUUGAUAAAUGAUCAUGUUCGUAAUUAUUCAAUCAGCAUCAAGUUCUUUCCAAUAUCCUCGGCACCAUGGAAGUGAGAAGAAUAAAUGGGGAAAAAGAAAGUAAAUUUUGUAGUCGGAACGGGAAAAUGUUGUGUUACAGUUAUCUCUUUUGUAACUGAUUCAGAAAAUGACGAAGAACUUUUCGAGUGAAAAUGUAACAAGCACAUAUUCUAGUUCCUCCGAUUUUAUAUGUCCUACGUCAAUUUUUUCAAAUCAACUCAAACAUUCGACUCUGCAAUUCAAUUUUUGCAACAGUGUCACCUAACUAAGAAUGUCGCAGCCAUCAAGAAGCUUCAUGGUUAUCUGCUCACAAGGGGCAUGCUCUUUGUUUCGCAUGACUUCCACUCGGAAUUCAUAGCCGCUUAUACCAAAUGCUUUCCCAGGAACAAGCUUCAAACCUUGAUUAAUCUCUUCAAUUGCAUCAACUCCACAACUCCACUGUACUUCAAUGUAAUAAUAUCUGAUUUCUGUCAAAAAGGUUUCCCUUCUCUUGCUCUCGGAACUUUCUCCUUCAUGCACACAAAUGGAGUCCCGUUCGAUUCGUAUACUCUGUGUAGUUCUUUGAAUGCCUCGUCUAGAACUAAAGAUAUUACAUUUGGAAAGCAGAUUCAUGCCACUGGGGGAAAAUCAGGUUGGUUAUCUAGUGUUUUUGUGGGUUCUGCUCUCGUUGAUUUGUACUCAAAAUUCUCAAACGUGAAAGAUGCCGCCCUUAUGUUCGACGAAAUUCCCCAGAAGAAUACUGUCUGUGUCAAUGCACUUUUGGCUGGUUAUGGUGAGGCUGGACUCUGGGUCCAAGAACUUGAACUGAUUAGGAAAAUGCCCAUGUUGAAGUUGAAAUGUGAUCGCUAUACAUUAUCAGCCGCUUUACGUGCAUGCACUGGAUUAUCUGCAAUUGAAACAGGUAGACAAGUGCACAGCUUUUUGCUUCGUGCUUUGCAUAACAUAGAAAGUGACGUGUUUCUCCUGAGUGCUUUAGUUGAGAUGUAUGGUAAGUGUGGUCUGAUAAAGAAGGCUUGGCAGGUCUUCAAGUUGGCUGGAAUGCAAGUUAGAGGAGGAAAAUAUAGGGACAUUGUAUUAUGGACUUCAAUGCUUGGGGUGUACGGAAGACAUGGCCUUUACAAGGAAGUAUUUGCUUUGUACAAUGAAAUGUUAGCAGAAGGAAUCAGACCUGAUAGGGUAGCGUUUCUGACAGUAAUCUCAGCUUGUAGUCGCAGUGGCCAAUUACAAGAUGGAAUCAAGUAUUUUGAAUCCAUGUCUAAUGACUUUGGAUUAGAUCCUGGUCCAGAGCAUUAUAGCUGCCUAGUUGAUUUGCUUUGCAGGGCUGGUGAAUUGCAGAAGGCAUGUGAACUACUGAAUGAGAAACACUAUAAGGGAAUAGGAAACUCUAGCAUCUCCGUGUGGGGAGCACUGCUUAAUGCUUGUGUGGAUCGUGGGAAUAUUGAAAUGGGCAAAUUGGCAGCUCAAAAAGCUCUUGAGUUGGAUCCCCAGAAUGUUGGGAUUUGCGUUAUGCUAUCAAACCUAUAUGCCCGAUUUGGCAUGUGGGAUGAGAUUGGGAAGUUGAGGAGGGUGUUGAUUAAAGAAAGAGGGUUAAAAAAAGAUGUUGGCUGCAGUUGGGUUCAGGUGACAUGUUGACUGCUAAAAUGCUUGGAAAUGCUUAAAGUAAUGUUCUUGUUCCUAUCUGAGCAUGAUAGGCCUCUGUUCCAAAUUCUGAAGUUUCUUCUGAUAAGAUGUAGUACUGAAUAUUGUUACGUUGGUCUCUGUAUCAAGAGAAGGUGGCACAACAAUAGAAGAGAUUAAUUACAUAACGUCGAUUGAUUUGCCUGACAUAUUUUGCCUCAGAUACAUCAAAACAAUGUGAACUCUGUGCUUUAUACUGGUCUUAGAUGCUCAGAAACGCUAUGAACUGUUAACUUACAUAUCUCACCAGCAUUAAGGACAUGAAUAGGGCGAUUAUCUAGUCUCCAGUUGCUAAUUUUUAUCAGAAUAUAAUUGGAAAUAACAACGUUACUGCCGUGCCAAUCUCUGACAAUCAAUUAAGGGAACCAGGAGACAUGCACUUGCCCUAAAGAUUUAGUCGGACUGAAGAAUUUGUCUUGUUUUAUUCGAUAGCUAUCAUGUGUAAUUCCAGCUCUUUCACUGUAACUGUGAGAUAUUAUUAUGUAAUACUGAAGUUUUUCAUGAUUUAUCUUACCCUCCGAUCUCCUAAUUCAGAAAAACUUAUAUUCCGUUCUCCAAAUCCUGGACCAUUCUCAUUGAGCUAGAUGAUGAGUUCAUUCUUGAUAAGCUAUCAAUUCCUUUAGUGUUCAAGUGAGCUACACAAUUUGUUGGUCAAUGGAUCUCCUAAAUCUCGCUGUUGGAAGUACCAGAGUUUCUUGGAGGAUAUCUUUCGUAUGGCUGAAUAUUUUAGAUAAUCUCUCCUUUUCUCUGACUAAGCGGAUGGAUUCUGCUGUUUCAAGGGAGAUGGAACCGAGCGGUUGGGUUCUGGGACCAUCAACUCCUCUAGCUUGUUUAAUGCGCAAGGACACAGUGCAUAGGAGUGACUCUCGGUUGUUUCUGUUCUGGAUCUCUAGGGGAUAGGAAUGGCAUUGGCUAAGUUGAUUGCUUUGUAUUUCUUUUUUUUUGGCGUACCCUUCAUUUGAUUCUUCGGGCUAGACCUUAUAAGUAUCUCUUUUCCUAUCCUUAAUAUUAA
Molecule: messenger RNA, 2746 nt
Organism: Neltuma alba
Lineage: Eukaryota; Viridiplantae; Streptophyta; Magnoliopsida; Fabales; Fabaceae
Product: pentatricopeptide repeat-containing protein At1g18485-like
Exons: 1
Coding region: 247-1689 (480 amino acids)
Biological process (GO): RNA modification
Molecular function (GO): RNA binding; protein binding
Source: RefSeq, a predicted model, not a curated record